Molecule: messenger RNA, 3627 nt
Organism: Beauveria bassiana ARSEF 2860
Lineage: Eukaryota; Fungi; Ascomycota; Sordariomycetes; Hypocreales; Cordycipitaceae
Product: ABC transporter
Exons: 8
Coding region: 1-3627 (1208 amino acids)
Biological process (GO): transmembrane transport
Cellular component (GO): membrane
Molecular function (GO): ATP hydrolysis activity; ABC-type transporter activity; ATP binding
Source: RefSeq, a predicted model, not a curated record
AUGCCGUCCUUGGACAAGUCACUCGACGCGAUGAAAAUACGCAACGCCAUGCAGCAGGAGUGGCAAAGCAAAAGGGAUUCCCAAAGUAGGCAUGCUCUCAUGCGAGCGUUGCUUAAGAGUUCUUGGCGACCCAACAUAUACGUCGUCAUUCCCCGUCUUCUCUUCACCAUGCUGCGCUGCUGCCAACCUCUUCUUAUCAGCCGUGCCAUCAUCUUUUUUAGUCAGGAGUUGUCACCUUUUGAGAACAGAAAUGAAGCUUUUUGCUUGAUUCUAUUCACAUUUAUCAUUUACACGGGCAUGCCGGUGUGCAAUGGCGCAUACGUCCGUUCACUUGCCCGGGUCAACCUCGUGGAGCGCAUGGCGCUUGUCGGAGUCAUUUACAACGAUUGCCUGACAGUAAAGGAUGGCAUUUUUGAUGAAUCCGCCGCCGUGGCACUCAUGAGCAAUGAUGCAGAAAGCGCGGCAGGUUGUUGGGAUCUUUUCCAUGACCUUUGGUCGCAGUUUCUUGAAGUUUGUAUCGGAAUGUACUUGUUGGCAAAAGAGCUCAGCUGGGCAUGCGUUUUCCCAGUCGUUGUGGUCUUUUGCACUUCCUGGAUCGUCAAGUUCAUUACCGCGAAUCUUGCCGACCGGCAAAUGGCGUUCAGUAGAGCGACGCAGAGUCGAAUAUCUACCACGAAAGCCGUGCUUGACUCGAUGAAGAAUAUCAAGAUGAUGGGCCUCGUGGAAAGAAUGAAGGCUAGGAUUCAAGGCGCCAGGACGCACGAAAUUGAGAAAUAUGCUGCUUUUUACCGGCUUCUGCUGGCGUUUUUUACAAGCUCGGUUGCCCUGCAUCUCUUUAGCCCAGCCAUCACCCUCAUCUUCUACGCAGUUCAGGCUCAGAUUCUUGGCGCCAAGCAUGUCGACACAGAAAUGGUUUUUACAUCACUUGCCAUCAUCGACAUUGUGGCUUCGCCGGCGAACAAUCUCCUCGGGGUCCUGCCCGAAGUCGCAUCCGUUCUUGCAUCUUUUGAUCGAAUCCAAGCAUACCUCAAGAUUCCCAGCCGGGAAGAUAGGCGACAGUUCAUUGAGACCAUAACCCCCGUGAGUGGCCAAGGUCCAGUGUCUGCGCUGCCUGGCGCACCCACCGACAAGACGGCCGUUAAGCUCGACAAUGUCAGUAUCCGGCCCACCUCGACGGCGGAUCUUGUACUGAAGAAUAUCAGCACAGUGUGGAAGCGGGGUGAUCUAGUUGUCCUUUCUGGAUCUGUUGGAGCCGGAAAGACGAGUCUUGCCAAGGCUUUGCUGGGCGAGCUAUCGCAGGACUCUGGCGUUAUCCAGACUGCUUACAGAACUGUGGCGUAUUGUACGCAAGCAGCCUGGUUGGUGAAUGGCACCGCUAAAGAAGUCAUCUGUGGCCCAUGUCAUGGCCGCAGGACAUCUGACGCGGCGUGGUACAAGAGAGUUGUGCAUGUUUGUGAUCUCGAGGAGGAUUUCGCUCGGAUGCCGGACGGAGAUCAAACAGUGAUUGGUGGCCGCGGCAUCACCCUUUCUGGGGGACAAAAGCAGCGAAUUGCCCUAGCACGAGCUAUCUUCGCCCGUGAAGAUCUGAUUAUCCUCGACGAUACACUCUCUGCGCUAGACGCAUCUACGCAGCGUCACAUUACCAAUAACCUCUUUGGUCCAAAGGGUCUAUUCAAGGAGCUUGGUACCACCGUGGUACUCAUCACUCAUACGAUGCAAUAUUUGCCGCUGGCCGAUCACAUCAUUAUUCUCGAUGGAAAGGGCGGCGUCGCUGAGCAGGAAUACUACUUCAGCGCCAUUGGUGUCUCUCGGUUACUACUUCUCGUCGUCUUUUUGACACUCAACGCCAUAUUUGUCGGCACCAUCCCAUACUGGCUCAAAUGGAUGGGAGAGAGCGGUGGCAUGUACAUGUGGUUCUAUACCGGCAUCUACUUUCUCCUUACCUUGGGUGCAUUUGCAACCGUCGCAGCGGCUAUUGCGACCGUAUUUCUAGUCAUUGCGCCGCAUUCCGGCAACACCCUGCACCAUCGACUCCUCCGCACCGUGAUGCAUGCGCCACAGACCUUUUUCGCAACGACGGACACGGGAACCACGCUCAAUCGUUUUAGCAGCGAUAUAAGAAUGAUUGAUCGGUCACUCCCAUUUGCCCUAUUCCAAGUCUUCCAGGCUAUAUUUUUGCUAUUGUCGCAAUGCAUCUUAUUGUGCAUCGUCCAGCCCUUUAUUGUCAUCACGUUGCCAUUUACUAUUUUAGCGGUAUACUUGAUUCAGAGGGUAUACUUGACGACUUCUCGACAGCUACGCGCUAUUGAUCUGGAGGCUCGAGCUCUUGUGAAUAGCAGUUUUCUAGAGACGUUGGAAGGUGUCGCGACGAUUCGCGCGUUUGGCUGGCAACAGGCUUUGAAUAGGGACAAUGCGCAAAAGUUGGACCUAUCGCUGCGCCCGGAUUACAUGCUCACCUGCGUGCAGCGAUGGCUAGACUUGGUUCUGGACCUCAUUGUCCCCGGUCUUGCCAUCUGCAUUAUUGGCCUUGGUGUUGUUCUCAAAGGCACCACAACGGGCGGGCAGAUUGGCCUCGCUCUCAACGUGGUCCUGCAAGCCAACCGGUACAUUCUUCGGCUGGUCAGCGCCUGGACAAGGCUUGAGACGUCUCUGGGGGCCAUAUCGCGCGUGCGUGAAUUUGAGCAGAGCGUCCUGCCGGAGGAGGAACCCGGCCAGUAUUCGCAGCCGCCGACAGGGUGGCCCGCCCACGGCGCAGUGGACUUUGUAAACGUCUCGGCGAGCUACGACGACUCCGUGCUUGCACUCGACGGUGUCAACCUGAGCCUUGCACCAGGAGCCAAGGUUGGUGUCGUGGGCCGCACGGGUAGCGGCAAGUCGUCACUACUGCUUACUCUACUGCGUCUCGUCGAGCUACAAGGGCCUGGCAAGGUGUGUGUGGACGGGUUGGAUAUUUGCGACUUGUCGCGAAAUGCUAUGCGCGCGCGAUUUAUUACGGUGCCUCAGGAUCCGAUGUUGGUCAAGACUGAUACUGUUCGGCAGAACCUGGACAUUGCAGCCACCAAUCUGUCGGAAGAGGAGAUGGUUCGUGUUCUUCAACGCGUCGGCCUGUGGCAGGUGCUACUCGCACGGAAAGACAGAGGAACCUGCAGUGAGGUCUCCUCAGUAUUGCUUGACGACGAUACACGGAAACAAUCUCCUUUGGCUCCGAGUGUCGAAGCCGACGGUGUGGAACAACUGCCCUAUGACGAAUCCGUCAGCGUAUCGGCGGCAGCGAUUCUCGACUUGACCAUGGAUUCGGUCCCGCUAUCUCAGGGCCAGGAACAGCUCUUCUCGCUCUCACGGGCACUCUUGAUGCGCCGUACACGUGGACGAGUCGUGCUGCUCGAUGAGGCGACGAGUAGUGUCGACGCCGAGACGGACGGGCUUAUGCAGAAUAUUCUACGUGAGGAAUUCGGUGAGUAUACCGUAAUCACUGUUGCACAUCGGUUAGAUACCAUCAUGGACAGCGACGUGGUCCUGGCCAUGCAUGGGGGGAAGCUGGUAGAAGCCGGGCGGCCGUCUGAGCUGGUGGAGAGGGAGGGAGGAAUACUCAGGGCAUUGCUUUUCGGGAAGAAACUGAAAAUGUAG